Molecule: messenger RNA, 2313 nt
Organism: Malassezia japonica
Lineage: Eukaryota; Fungi; Basidiomycota; Malasseziomycetes; Malasseziales; Malasseziaceae
Gene: LYS9
Product: saccharopine dehydrogenase (NADP+, L-glutamate-forming)
Exons: 1
Coding region: 1-2313 (770 amino acids)
Cellular component (GO): cytoplasm
Molecular function (GO): saccharopine dehydrogenase activity
Source: RefSeq, a predicted model, not a curated record
AUGAGCGGUUCUGAAGUUCUGACGCACCCGAGCAUCCGUGACGGCUGGUUCCACGAGAUCAGCCCCCAGUGGCCUGGCCAGGCGAUGAGCCUGCAGGUUCGCCGCAUCCUGCACGCUGAGCAGAGCAAGUACCAGGACGUGCUCGUGUUCGAGUCCGAGACCUACGGCAAUGUGCUCGUGCUCGACGGCGCGAUCCAGUGCACGGAGCGCGACGAGUUUUCGUACCAGGAGAUGAUUGCGCACCUUCCGAUCAACUCGCACCCCGACCCCAAGCGUGUGCUGAUCAUUGGCGGUGGUGACGGUGGUGUGCUCCGCGAGGUCGUCAAGCACGACAGCGUGCAGGAGGCCAUCCUCUGUGACAUUGACGAGGCGGUGCCCCGUGUCUCGACCAAGUACCUCCCCAAGAUGGCCGAGGGCCUUACGCACCCCAAGUCGACCGUGAUCAUCGGCGACGGCUUUGCCUUCCUCAAGGACCCCAAGAACCAGGGCGCGUUUGACGUGAUCAUCACCGACUCGUCGGACCCCGACGGCCCGGCCGAGGUGCUCUUCCAGCAGCCCUACUUUGAGCUGCUCAAGGGCGCGCUCAAGCCCGGCGGACACAUCUCGACCCAGGCCGAGAGCAUGUGGGUCCACCUCGAGCUCAUCGGCAAGCUCUCCAAGUCGACCAAGCAGCUCUUCCCGGUUGCCGACUACGCCUUCACCACGAUUCCCACCUACCCCUGUGGCCAGAUCGGCUUUGUGGUCUGCUCGCUCGACGCGAACCGCAACGUGCGUGAGCCGCUGCGCACCGUGCCCAACUGCAGCUACUACAACAACCAGGUGCACCGUGCGGCGUUUGUGCUGCCCGAGUUUACGCGCCGCGUGAUUGAGGACGGCGCCGCGGCGCCUGGCCCGGUGGUUGCCACCGGCGACGGCUCCACUCAGGCCAAGCGCGACCCCAAGAAGGUGCUCCUGCUCGGCUCGGGCUACGUCGCGCGCCCUGCGCUCGAGUACCUGCUCCGUGUCCCCGAGUACAGCGUGACGGUGGGCUCGCAGCGCAACGCCGCCUCGCUCUUCCCCGAGCACCCCCGCGUGCAGACUAUCUCGGUGAACGUCAACGACAAGGCUGCGCUCGGCGAGGCGAUCAAGGGCCACGACCUGGUGAUCUCGCUCAUCCCCUACAUCUACCACGCGGAUGUGAUCAAGGCCGCGUGCGAGCACAAGGUCGACGUGCUCACCACCUCGUACAUCUCGGACGCCAUCCGCCAGCUUGAGUCCGAGAUCAAGGCCGCGGGCAUCACCGUCUUUAACGAGAUCGGUCUCGACCCCGGUCUGGACCACCUGUACGCGGUCAAGGCGAUCAAGGAGAUCCACGACGCCGGCGGCAAGGUCAAGUCCUUCCUGUCCUACUGCGGUGGUCUCCCCGCGCCCGAGGCGGCGACCAACCCCCUGGGCUACAAGUUCUCGUGGUCGUCCCGCGGUGUGCUCCUUGCGCUGCGCAACACGGCCAAGUUCUACCAGGCCCCCUCGCAGGAGGCGCAGGUGGUCAGCGGCCUGGAGCUCAUGAAGAGCGCCAAGCCCUACUACAUCAUGCCUGCCUUUGCGUUUGUCGCCUACCCCAACCGCGACUCGACGCCCUUCCGCGAGUUUUACAACAUCCCCGAGGCCGAGACGCUGAUCCGCGGCACGCUGCGCUACCAGGGCUUCCCCGAGUUUGUCCUGGCGCUCGUCCGCCUUGGCUUCCUGGACGAGGAGGCGAAGGACUGGCUCGUCGACGGUCUCACCUGGGCGCAGCUCACUGCCAAGCUCGUCGGCGCCUCGGCCACCGACGAGAAGACGCUCGUGGACGGCGUGCGUGCCACGUGCACCUUUGACGACGCGGAGCACGAGCUGCGUGUCCUGCAAGGCUUCCGCUGGCUCGGUCUCUUUGACAACAGCACCAAGGCGACCGUGCACGGCACCCCCGCGCAGCUCAAGGAGAACAAGGGCGGCAACCUGCUCGACACGCUCUGCAAGAACCUCGAGCAGAAGUGUGCCUACGAGCCCGGUGAGCGCGACAUGGUCAUGCUCCAGCACCGCUUUGGUAUCGAGACCAAGGACGGCGAGGAGAAGACGCUCACCUCGACGCUCCUCGACUACGGUGUGCCGAACGGCACGACCUCGAUGGCGAAGCUGGUCGGUAUGCCGUGCGGUGUGGCCGCGCGCCUCCUGCUCGAGGGCAACCCUGCGCUGAAGCAGGCUGGCAUUCUCGCCCCCUACACCUUUGAGAUCGCGGAGCCCAUCCGCCAGGGUCUGCUCGCCGAAGGCAUUGCCCUCGAGGAGCGCUAUGUGUAA